Messenger RNA from Scylla paramamosain (green mud crab), 800 nucleotides. RefSeq lists its product as uncharacterized. The record is from RefSeq and is a predicted model, not a curated record. NCBI's taxonomy places the organism in Eukaryota, Metazoa, Arthropoda, Malacostraca, Decapoda, Portunidae. Bases 108 to 800 code for a protein of 230 amino acids. The transcript is spliced from 5 exons.
AGCCGUGACAGUCUUCCGUGAGUCGUGGUGCAGGUGACACGGAUUCUACUGGUGAACCCUCAGCAAUUUUUUGUUCCUGAGCACCACACCGUCUGCGUGUUGGCGAGAUGGCUGGCGGAGCGAGGCGAGGCUGGGCAGCGGCAGUGGCGGUGGCGGCGGGCGUCUUCACCAUCUUGUGCCACUCUGUCGCUGCGCGCCAGGCUCUCAAAGGGGACCCGGGUCUGCUCGGGGACUCAGGGCAAGACUUGUCCCGCUAUGUCGCCUCCACUGCCGCCAAGUCCCGGUCCAAGAGAUACUUCCUGGCCUUCCCCUCGUCGUCCACCCUCACCUUCAACAACAAGAUUAAGGUGCCGCUCUUCAGCAAGUUCAACGACAACAUCAAGGGAGUGUUCAAGGGGUUCAUCCGCGUGGCCUACACCCUGCCGAGCGACACCAUCACGCUGGGCCGGGCCGCCAUCGACCAGGACCGCGUGCACACUUACACCUCCAUCGAGUCACUCUUCUCCAACCUGGGAGUCAACGGGCACCAGUGUUUGCUGAAAGCCAUCUGCGAAACCGCCGAGGAGCCCGCCGAGGACUACGGUCUGGUGGGACAGCUGCUCGACCUUGUGCUCGCACCCAACCACGGGCUGCAGACGGCGAGAGAGGCGCUGCGGGAGUACUCAGCGGCGGAGAGCUACGGGCGAGAGGUGGGCAACUGUGACCUGGCCUACUCCACCUGCCCCCUCAACCUGCCCGAGCUGCUCACCGCCGGCCUGUCCGUCCUGCAGGGGUCUGUGGGCGGCGGCUCCCUCUUCUGA